AUGUCUCUUCAAGUAAUUCACCACCCUGUUGUCGACCGUUCUCUCAAAUAUGCCAACACAACUGUUGGUCGUGAUAAAGUUUACAAGGGAGUUCAAUUCUUUGCACGAUUCUUGGCAUGGUAUCUUAAUCGCCUUAACUAUGAUAAAGAGACGAUUAAACGACUUAACAGUUUAAAAAGCACAAUCGCCUCAGCUAGAAAACUUAUGCGAAUUGGAAAGUUUGUAGAACAUUUACAAUUUGCUUCUAAAGCUCUUAAGGAGAAGGACGAAUUUGCUAGGUUUACUACAGUAGGCAGGCGGUUAGGCUAUACUGUUUAUUUAUUUUGUGAUAGUUUAAUUUGGGCACAUAGUACUGGCGUUUAUAAAUUUAAUCAAAUAAAAAGAAUAACUAAUACAGCAUAUAGAUUUUGGAUUAUUGGUCUUAUGUCCUCGAUCAUUCAUU
Molecule: messenger RNA, 442 nt
Organism: Dentiscutata heterogama
Lineage: Eukaryota; Fungi; Glomeromycota; Glomeromycetes; Diversisporales; Gigasporaceae
Source: the annotation of a GenBank genome assembly